CUUUCUCCUUGUGUCUCAGUGAUUCUGGCUGUCUGUUUUUCUAGCUGUGACUUCUCUGUGUAGCUUUCUUUGUCCUCAUUUAUAUGUGUGUGCCUGUGACUCUGUCUCCAUCUCCGCCUUCAUCUCCAUCCUCAUCCCUGUGUAUCCGGGCUCCCCCAAGCACUGAAGGAGUUAACCUCCCUUGCUCCCCCCCAUCCCUUGCUCCCUCCCUUCCUCCCCCCUCUUCCUCUCUCCUCUCUCGCCUUCCCUUCUCAGCUCCUUGCUCCCUUGGCCGUGGCUGCCGCCUCCAAUCCCCCCUCCCCAUUCCCCCUUUCCCAGCUGCCAGGAGAGACCCCCCUAGCCCCUCUCUCAAGACCCCCCCCCCAUCCCAGUCUCUCCCACCUCUUUACCCCUCCCCCUCCUACCCAAGCUCAUGUCUCAGCCUCCGGCCCCUGGGGCUUCAAGCCCCUUGCGCCCCCACCCUUCCUGAGAUUGGGGUGGGCACCCCUAAGCCUUCUGCCUUCUAUUCGGGGGACCACCUUUUGGGGCCCUCACUUCCCCUCCCUCCCACGCUUUCCCUCCCUUUCUCUUUUCUCUCCCCCUCCCUCCCCUCCUCACCCCUCCCCCCACCCGGCCCCCCAAAAAAAGUGGGGUACGGAGGGGGGAGGGGGGAGAGCUGGCUGAGCGGGGAAUGAAACCCUAAUGAAGUCAGAGUCCCCCACACGCCACAGCGGCCAGCCCCCCAAACAUGGACUGUCUCUGUAUCGUGACAACCAAGAAAUACCGCUAUCAAGAUGAAGACACGCCCCCUCUGGAACACAGCCCGGCCCACCUUCCCAACCAGGCCAACUCUCCCCCCGUGAUUGUCAAUACAGAUACUCUUGAAGCCCCUGGAUAUGUAAACGGAACAGAAGGGGAGAUGGAGUAUGAGGAGAUCACAUUGGAAAGGGGUAACUCAGGCCUGGGCUUCAGCAUCGCAGGUGGCACCGACAACCCACACAUUGGCGAUGACCCAUCCAUUUUCAUCACCAAGAUCAUUCCUGGGGGGGCUGCAGCACAGGAUGGCCGACUCAGGGUCAAUGACAGCAUCCUGUUUGUCAAUGAGGUGGAUGUAAGGGAGGUAACACACUCAGCCGCUGUAGAAGCUCUGAAGGAAGCAGGCUCAAUAGUUCGUCUAUAUGUCAUGCGUCGAAAGCCUCCUGCUGAGAAGCUCAUGGAAAUCAAGCUCAUCAAGGGACCUAAAGGUCUCGGCUUCAGCAUAGCAGGUGGCGUGGGGAACCAGCACAUCCCUGGAGACAAUAGCAUCUAUGUGACAAAAAUCAUUGAGGGUGGGGCUGCCCACAAAGAUGGACGGCUACAGAUUGGGGACAAGAUCCUUGCUGUGAACAGUGUAGGACUGGAGGAUGUGAUGCAUGAGGAUGCAGUGGCUGCCCUGAAGAACACAUAUGAUGUUGUCUACUUGAAAGUGGCCAAGCCCAGUAACACCUAUCUGAGUGAUAGCUAUGCCCCUCCUGACAUUACCACUUCCUAUUCCCAGCACUUGGACAAUGAGAUCAGCCAUAGUAGCUACCUGGGCACCGAUUAUCCACCAGCCAUGACACCCACCUCCCCUCGUCGCUACUCUCCGGUGGCCAAGGAGCUUCUGGGAGAGGAGGACAUUCCUAGGGAGCCACGCCGGAUUGUGAUCCAUCGGGGCUCCACAGGCUUAGGAUUCAACAUUGUAGGGGGUGAAGAUGGUGAAGGCAUCUUUAUCUCCUUCAUUCUUGCUGGGGGUCCAGCAGACCUUAGUGGAGAACUGCGCAAGGGGGACCAGAUUCUCUCGGUCAAUGGUGUGGAUCUUCGAAAUGCUACCCAUGAACAGGCUGCUAUUGCACUAAAGAAUGCUGGCCAGACCGUCACUAUUAUUGCUCAGUACAAACCAGAAGAGUACAGUCGAUUUGAGGCCAAAAUCCAUGACUUGCGGGAACAGCUAAUGAACAGCAGCUUGGGUUCUGGGACAGCCUCUCUUCGGAGUAACCCCAAACGAGGCUUUUAUAUCAGGGCCCUGUUUGACUAUGACAAGACCAAGGAUUGUGGCUUCCUGAGCCAGGCCCUUAGUUUCCAUUUUGGAGAUGUAUUGCACGUGAUCGAUGCUGGUGAUGAAGAAUGGUGGCAGGCGAGACGUGUCCAGCCAGAUGGUGAGACUGAUGACAUUGGCUUCAUCCCUAGUAAACGGAGGGUUGAGCGCCGGGAAUGGUCAAGGUUAAAGGCUAAGGAUUGGGGUUCUAGUUCAGGAUCUCAAGGUCGAGAAGACACAGUCCUGAGCUAUGAGACAGUGACGCAGAUGGAAGUGCACUAUGCUCGCCCCAUUAUCAUUCUUGGCCCAACCAAGGACAGGGCUAAUGACGACCUCCUCUCCGAGUUCCCUGACAAAUUUGGAUCCUGUGUUCCCCAUACGACGCGGCCAAAGCGGGAGUAUGAGGUGGAUGGUCGGGAUUACCACUUUGUGUCAUCGAGAGAGAAAAUGGAGAAGGACAUCCAGGCUCACAAGUUCAUUGAGGCCGGCCAAUAUAACAGUCACCUCUAUGGGACCAGCGUCCAGUCUGUACGAGAGGUGGCUGAACAGGGAAAGCACUGUAUCCUUGACGUCUCGGCCAAUGCCGUGCGGCGGCUGCAGGCGGCCCACCUGCACCCUAUUGCCAUCUUCAUCAGACCUCGAUCCCUGGAGAACAUCCUAGAAAUUAACAAACGGAUAACAGAGGAUCAGGCCCGCAAAGCCUUUGACAGAGCCACCAAGCUGGAGCAGGAAUUCACAGAGUGUUUCUCAGCCAUUGUGGAGGGUGAAACCUUUGAGGAGAUCUACCACAAAGUAAAACGUAUCAUUGAGGAGCUAUCAGGGCCAUACAUUUGGGUCCCAGCCCGAGAGAGACUCUGAUUCCCUGUCUACCACUGCAGCCUGGACUCACCCGCCCUCCAAGGCCCCCCUCAACCUGGACUCACCUGUCCAAGCCCUUCUCCUCUUAUUUAUUUCCUUUAUGACCCAACCCAGAUGGGGGGGACUUCUCUGCAUGUGCCCCGCCCCCCUGAGCUGGGUGCCUGGGUCCUAGGAGCACAGAGAAGCUAGGGGAGCUGGACACUUGGAUUCCUGAUCCAGAAACCUCUCUCCUAAAAAUCCCACUCGCCCACCCCACACACCCCAGGACCUGGAACACCUCAGCCAUCCCUUCCUGCUUUUCCUCCCCCCUUCACAUUCCAGAAUGCAAGGGGACUAGCACUUGCUGGAGCAACCCAGGCUUGGGGCAUGAGGGGCCACUGGGCUCUGCCUUCUCAGCUGAGGGAGAGGCUGGAGCUCAACUACAUCCCAAUUUCCCCCAUUCCCUUGAUUUCUCUCAAAUUUCUUUUUUUUUUCUGUUCUCUAUUUUUUUCUUCUCAAAGGUGGUUUAUUUUUUUGGGAAGGAUGUUGGGGGCAGUUACAUAGACCCUCCCCCCACUACCUUCCCCAUGAAUUUCCCCCUUUUUCUUGCUGGUUUGCAUGAGUGGAAGGUCUAAAUGUGGCUUUUUUCUGGGAUUUUUUGGGGAAGGGGGAGGGACAGGGGCUGGGGUAUGGGGAUUAUGGGAGGGGGUGGGGAGAGGGAAAAGGGGGGGUGGGCCUUGGGGAGCUGGGGAAGAUUAGAUAUGCUGCUGCCUUCUGCAAUUUAUUUUUUUUUGAGAGAGCGAAAGGAAGAGACAGAUACUUGAAAA
Molecule: messenger RNA, 3699 nt
Organism: Monodelphis domestica (gray short-tailed opossum)
Lineage: Eukaryota; Metazoa; Chordata; Mammalia; Didelphimorphia; Didelphidae
Gene: DLG4
Product: discs large MAGUK scaffold protein 4
Biological process (GO): chemical synaptic transmission; postsynaptic neurotransmitter receptor diffusion trapping; AMPA glutamate receptor clustering
Cellular component (GO): basolateral plasma membrane; neuron projection; postsynaptic density membrane
Molecular function (GO): protein kinase binding; ionotropic glutamate receptor binding
Source: RefSeq, a predicted model, not a curated record